AUGGCAGCAUUAGCUAGGUUUAUUACUAAAAAUAAACUGUCUAAACUAACAGUUACUGGCCAAAUUCUGCUCCCUGACAGCGCCAGCUGCCUGAGUGUGAAAGCAUUUUUAGAGAUGUGUGGACUCAAGUAUUCAGUGGUUUUAAGAAACAAUGCAGAACAUAUGUCCCCAUCAGGCAAGGUGCCCUUCAUCCAGAUAGGACCUUUUCUCAUCUCAGAAUUUGAACCCAUCAUUGGUUUUGUCAACACUAAGGGGUUCCAUCUCAGUGCCAACCUGGAUGACACUGAGAGAGCUGAGAUGAGAGCCUAUAUGGCUUUGGUUGAUAACAUACUGGUUAAUGCUGAGCACUAUAUAUCCUGGUGUGAUGCCACAGUGCUACAAACUGUCACAAAACCUAGGUAUGGUUCCCCCUACCCUUGGCCCCUUAAUAAGCUGGUACCUCUGAAGAAAUGGUAUGAAGAAACCAGUAGACUCAAAGCCUUAGGAUGGUCUCAGAAAACACUGAGUGAGGUUUGUGAGGAGGUGCAGACAUGUUGCCAAGCCCUUUCGGAAAGACUAGAUAAAAACAACUUUUUCUUUGGGAACAGACCAACAGAGCUGGAUGCCCUGGUUUUUGGACACCUGUUCACAAUCCUCACAACACCUAUGCCAGUCAAUAAAUUAGCAGAGAUUGUAAAAAACUUUGACAAUUUAGUGCACUUCUGUGCCAGGAUAGAACAGCAGUACUUCUCUGCUACAGAAGCUUCUUAGUAUAUUUUUAAAACAAUUUGACAGCAAAUACAGAUGUGCUGUGCCAAUAUUUUUUAUGGUUUUUCUAAUCUGUGCAAGAUCUGGCAGUCUGGGAAAAUUUAUUCAAACACAAGCUAGGCUACUGCAUUUAAAGCUUUUAGGACAGCUUUAAGAAUUAUACUUCUACUUGACAUGGAAGAAUGAGAACUUGUCAAGAAAAAGCUGAUAUAAGACACAAAUGUAAAAUAUCUUCAAAGCGUAUUUAAUAUUAAUUUUUAUAUUUGUUUAUUCAAACUUGAAUAACAUUUAUUGUGUUUGCCUUGAUUAUAUGCUGAUUUUCUUCAUUAAAAGACAAACUUAUGAUAAAUUUGUAGCUCACAUUUUACGUUUUUGAAUAAUUAAGAUGUUUGCCAAGUAAGUAAAAUACCCCAGCAAGUUAUAUUACCUUCAUUUUCAUUUAACGUGGAUAAAUGUCUUCAGGUCAAAGUACUGGAAAAUUCUGACUGAAUCCAAAUCAUAAUCAAAAGCAUGUUAAAUUGGGCAAAGUAUGAUUAAUUAAAACAUUUUACCUUUUUUUUUGGGCUGUUGUAUGAGAAUACGUUUUGGCCAGACUUUAUACCCUAGGGUG
Messenger RNA from Lingula anatina, 1357 nucleotides. RefSeq names its product metaxin-2. Lineage: Eukaryota; Metazoa; Brachiopoda; Lingulata; Lingulida; Lingulidae. Gene Ontology annotation, cellular component: SAM complex; cytoplasm. Gene Ontology annotation, biological process: mitochondrion organization. The record is from RefSeq and is a predicted model, not a curated record.